AUGCGCCUCUAUCCUUUCGUACUCCUCGCCUCGACGGCCGUUCCGACCCGCGUUACUGAUGCCUCGGGGGUAUCUGGUUACUCGCAUACAAGCAACAACUCCACGGCCACGCAUCCUCCGUUCACUGAUGACUCCAACGACGGCCCUGCCAAUCAGCAGCUUGUGGCACAUGGCAUUACGAACGAUGAAGAGAGGGCACCACCAGUGAAACCAUCACAUGACGGCUUGCGAAAGCUUACAAGUGGUAUACAAAAAACGACAAUGUUCAAGCUGUACGGCGGCAUCAGCGGGCCAAAGCUCACUUCAAGCGGUUGGGAUCAAGUGUUAAGCAGAGAUGGAAAUCUAUUACGUAUGGUGGGCACGCGUACAGGAAAUGGAGCUAACCUAGAUGUGGACAUGCAGGAAUUUGUGCAAUUCGCCACAUCACACCUAAGAAAUGUGUUGUCGACGAAUGCGAAUGGAUUUAAGAAAAGAUUCUCAUCGCAGGACAUGUCAACAGAAGGACUCGCUGCAGAGUUAAAAAAACGCCGUUUCUUUAAGGUUUUUGGCUUUGAAAAGGUGCGUAUGUUGCAAGAAUUUCUCGGUUCAUCGGAGAAGGCAACGAAAAAGUUCUUUGACACGCUAUCGAUAGGCUUUGGCAGUGAGCUCGAAUUCGCGCGAUUUCUGUCGAUCGAAAAGCAAAGCCUUGUAAAUGAGCAUGGGGCCGAGAAGCUUCAGAAAGAGCUGCUGACAUUCUGGAAAAAGACCAAGUCCGAAGAGGAAGUGCUGAAGCUUAUCGAUCUGGUGAAGCAAGGCUGGACAUACGAAACUCUGGAUACUUUGGUUCAGUUCGUUGCGCUUGGUGGUUCCCCAGAACCGAAAGAGGUCUACGUGAGAACGAUUAAGCUCAUAACGACGACGAUUAAAAACGAUGAUGACAUCGUACAGGCAAUCGUCAACGGGGAGAAGAAGGAAGCUCAAUCUGUCACGUGGCACACCGGUGCUGCGUAUCAGGACGCCAAGAUUGCGUCGGAAGAGGUUGGGCACACUGAUCUUGCUGAUGAUCUAAAGACGGAGCUACUUCGACAAUGGGAGGCAGAAGGGAAAGACCUUAAGGUUUUGUGCUGGAAGGCCUUUAAAAGUCUGAAAAGGGAAUUAACACAGGAUUCACAGUUCUUGUCGGGCCUUCAGGCGUAG
This is a messenger RNA of Hyaloperonospora brassicae, 1176 nucleotides long. The record is from the annotation of a GenBank genome assembly. Lineage: Eukaryota; Oomycota; Peronosporomycetes; Peronosporales; Peronosporaceae.